AUGGCAAAGACGAAGCCGGGGAAGAAGGUCCUUGAAUCUUACACCAUCAAAGGAACAAAUAAGGUUGUGAAAGGUAUAUCAUCUGCAGGCAUCGUCUUCGUAAACAAGGGUUUCGAUUGCAAUGCUGGGCACUAAUGGUUGUAUCUCUCACCGAUUCCUCGUCGAUUCGUUGCCGAUCUUGUUGCAGCUGGGGACUGUGUGCUGAUGCGCCCUUCAGACUCAGACAAGCUGCCAUAUGUGGCGAGGGUAGAGAAGAUCGAGGCAGAUCAGCGUGGCAAUGUGAGGGUGAGGGUAAGGUGGUACUAUCGGCCUGAGGAGUCAAUCGGGGGACGGUCCCAGUUCCAUGGGGCUAAGGAGCUCUUCCUCUCGGACCAUUACGACGUGCAGAGUGCCCACACCAUCGAGGGAAAGUGCACCGUUCACUCUUUCAAAAAUUACUCCAAACUGGAGAAUGUUGGCCCUGAGGAUUACUUCUGCCGCUUUGAGUACAAGGCCGCCACUGGUGGCUUCACCCCUGACCGUGUAGCAGUGUACGUUGCCCAAAUGACAUUUUUUUUCCUUUUGUUGUCUCUGUUACGACUCUGGUGGAUCCAUUAUCUCUUCUCAUUAAUUAAUUUGCCUCUUCUCGUUGAUGAAGAUAUUGCAAAUGCGAGAUGCCCUAUAACCCUGAUGAUCUCAUGGUUCAGUGUGAAGGAUGCAAGGAUUGGUAAGUAAUCUGCUGUUUAUUUUUAUAGUUUAGGUUGUCAACAGUGUGCCAAUACAAUUUUUUUGUUUUUUUGAAAUUUUUCGGGCAUGAAGCAAUCACAAUUGAUUAAUAUGCCGAGUCCAUCAUUGGCGUGCAUCUUCAUUUAUUUCAUCAUAGUUCAGAACUUAAAUAAAUUUAGCUAGUGAACUUUUUAACUAGGAGAAGGGCACAUUCUCAUGGAAGGCCACAGAAGUGUGCCCACGUAUAUAUCAUUAUAAAUAAAACGCUUUGAAAUUUUAUGUGAUCUGUUGCUGCACAUAUAUCUUAAAUAUAACAAUGUCGAGAUGCUGAAAUGAACUAUAUGCAACGAAAUGGCUAUACCUUAUGAAUAUGUAAAUAUAUCUUACCAAAGAUGCCAUCUGUUGUGACUGUAGUGAGGGAUGUGAACUAACUCAAUGUUGCAUUCGAAAUUUGGCAAACAAAGACAACCGCCAUAAUUGACCAUGGGCACAUUAUAAGAAUUUUGUGGAAAAAUCCAUCUUUAAGGAUGCAACCCAAGUGCUAGUGCAUCAACAAGGUAAAAGUGGGUGCUAUGCAAGAGCCCAAUAACUGAAGACCGAUGAGCAAGAAAGAAGCUGGAGAGAAAAUACAUAAUUUUCAGACGCAGUAUGUCUCAUAAAUAGUAGAUUAGUUUUCAGUCUAGGACUCUAGGAAUAAAGAAUUUGGAGAAUGGAUGAUAGGAAAUGUGACCGACAGUGUCUUAACCAGGGUUCAAUCAGACAUCUUUCAGCUGCACUAACUUCAUGCACUAAUGCUUUAGAUUAAGCUUUUGUCAAAUUGAAUCCUUCCUAGGGUAGCAGUACUGAAGGGAUUAGGCCAAUUGACAGCCAGUAUAAUGCAUGAAAUCAUUGGACUGCACUAACCUCAUCCAAUUAUGCACAGAUUGAGUUUGAGUCAAAUCAAGUUGUGGGAGUACAGAAGGGGUUGCGCUAGUUUAUUGGGAAGUUACUGACUGUCUAAUAAAACUUAGUCUUCUUCUUUCACUGUAUUUACUACUAUUUCAAGGGAAUCAAUGAAAUCAAAGAAGAUGGAUCUACCACUUGGAUGAGUUUAUAUUCUGAAGAGGUAAUUCUAUUGUGGUUCAGACCAUCCUGACUUAGAUGUAUGAACUUGGGCUGCAGUAUUUUGCAGAAAAGUUUCAAAGAUUUUCUUACUGUUUUUGGAUGGCUCAAAUGCAGUUCAUUAGUUUAUAAUGCGUCAAAAUGAUUUCCAAUCAAUUCCAGCCGCAUACUGAUUUGAGGCAUCAGACUGAUCACACAAUAUUUCAUCAAAAAAUGAGAAAUAAAUAAAAAAUGAAAUAUGAAGUAAUAUGUUGAUAGAUCUCUGUAUAAGUAGUGUGGAGGAUGGAUCGGUGUAAUUUUUUUGACUUGAGCUCUCAAAAACUUUAUUUCUAAUAAAAGGUAAUAAAAAUGGGAUAUGAAAUCAUUAAGGAAAUGAAAAUAUUUUGAUAAUAAAUACAAUUUUGAACUUGUAGUAUUUAAAGGAAGAACAAUCGCUAAGGCAUCUUUUCAUUGGAAAAGUUUAAUUGUCUUUAGAAUGGUCAUGGGAGAAAGAACGAUAUUCUUUUGCCGAAGUAACAGCAAUGGGGUGUAUCAGGAGGUUCAAUGAAGUCCAUGAAUAUCUUAGUUCAUCUAGAGAAUCGGGUCACCUUUCAUCUAACAAAGGAGAGAGAAUGCUGAUGCCAACAUAGGAUCAAAUAAGAAGGAUUCUUACUAGAAUUGAUCUAUGCUUGCUAGAGAGUGAUGACUCUGAUUGCUAGUAAGCAUGACAUGUACAAAUUGAUAAUAUUUGUCAAAUAAUUUCUUUAAUAUGGUUCCAUCCAUUGAUAAAUGCGAAAAAAAAAUUCAUGUUUUUUUUAAUGUUAUUCUAUUUUUAAAAUAAUCAGUUGUUACAAUAAUAAAAGAAUAAUGCGGAUCUCUAAUAUCUUUAUUCCAAUUAGCCAUAACCUACAAGUGUGGAUAUAACCUUUACUUGAAUGGUAAAAAUAAGAUGUGCCUUGUUGCUUCAUAUCCAUCAUCACUGGGAUACUGUUGAAUAAGCAGACACUUCCCUCUAACUGCUGCAGUAGUCUGUUGUGAUUAUAUAUUGUUCAUGGGAUCACAGGCUCCUAACCAUCCAUCUCAGGAAUCUAAGAUCUCAUCUGGCUGUCGUUUGGUCAUCUGCAGCUGUUGUUACCAUGCCUCCUUUCCAUGCUUCACAGGAACUCUCGAAAUGCCAUCAAGCCAUCUUUUCAUCUUUAGAAUCAAAUCUAAUGGGCUCACAUUUUGUAUCCUUCCAUACCUCUUCUCCAGAGGCCUUAGUUAUGAAUUUGCUACGUUUUUAACAGCCUGGGGCAAUGCUAACUAUUACCAACAGGGCCACAACUUGCAGUUAAGUUCAACCCGCUUGCUUUUUCCUGAUUCAAGUUAAGCACCUUCGAGAAGAUGAUACCAUUGGCUUAAUCUUUCAUGAUGCUCUUGCAUUCCAGAUGCUUUAGCGGAGUUCUUCUUUCACGAAAAGCAGUAAGCUCAUUGCAUUUGUGUGUACCUUGAGCACUGUGAGGAAAUAUCAUAUCAAGGAUCCAUAGGAUAUGCCAUUGGUUGUCAGGGGCAAACGGUGCAUCUUUCUAUCUGCCCUUCUUACGUGAAAUAGGCAACAGCAGUUGUUCAUGAGUAGUCUCUAUGGUUCUGUUUCUCCACUAUAAUGUUAAUGUUCGCACCUACAGAAAAGAAAACUAAUAUCAUGCUUCCAAGAACCAAUAAAGAAUGCUAAAUUUUAUGCGAUGCUUAUUGAAUUUUCUUUUCUGCGAUUACUGCUUUUAGUAUCUUGAUAGGUUCGUUGAUAAAUCUCGGAAGAUGUUUGAUUUUCAUGUUGUCCUACCAAUUUUCCCGUAACUUCGUUAUGAUUUGUCAACUUUUCUUCCUUGCUCUAUCUAAAUAGGUUUCAUCCUUCUUGUAUGGGUAUGACUAUUGAAGAAGCAAAAAAGUUGGAACAUUUUGUAUGUGCUGAUUGUGCUACGAAGGAUAAGUCCAAAAGAGCCUUGAGCUCGCUGCCUGUUUCAUCUCUCUCUGGAAACAAGGUAAGGAUGCUAAUAUUUGUUACUUGUGGUUUAUAUAGUGAUGCGUUUUGUUCUUUUCCAUUAACUAAUAUCUACGAUGAUAUACACAGAAGAGAGGAAAACAGUUGGGGGGGAGAGUUGCUGGCCAUACAGGUGGGUGCGUUAGCUCCUACCAAUCUUAUUUAUAAUAGGGAAAACUUUAAAACGAUUACAUGAAAAAAAUACUCCACCCUUUAGGAGCGCUGGGAAUGAAGCACAAUAAGUAACUAAAGAUAAAAUGAAAGAUAUAUAUGCCGUCAUCGUCUUAUCCCCCUCAUGUUAAGCGUGAAUGCCUUGGAGAUUUGUUCCUACGACUCUAAGAGGGUGUGCUGUGCGUAA
Molecule: messenger RNA, 4160 nt
Organism: Spirodela intermedia
Lineage: Eukaryota; Viridiplantae; Streptophyta; Magnoliopsida; Alismatales; Araceae
Source: the annotation of a GenBank genome assembly